Molecule: messenger RNA, 1500 nt
Organism: Recurvomyces mirabilis
Lineage: Eukaryota; Fungi; Ascomycota; Dothideomycetes; Mycosphaerellales; Teratosphaeriaceae
Exons: 2
Coding region: 1-1500 (499 amino acids)
Source: RefSeq, a predicted model, not a curated record
AUGGCUCAGGCUAGUGCACAAAUUGGCGAUAUCCUGCAGAGUCUUAUCAAUGGCUUCAAGACACGGCUACUUGAAGUUGAACAGUCCAGGUCUACUUCAGACGCGAAGUUUUCUGAGUUCGAAGAGGCAAUGACUACCUUUCAUGCGAAAGUCGGCGAUCUCGCAAACUCAGAUGCGAAGCUCAGGGAUGUCCAGUCUUCUUUGCAGACUGCGCUCACUGUACAGCAGGCCGGCCACGCAUUGGUAUGCGAGGACAUCCGUGGUAUCCAGGAGUCGCAGCAACGCCUGAACAACAGACUGGAUGCCGUGACUUCCUGGCGUGAUACGAUGAAUACGAAGAUCGAGCGAGCUGAGGCUAAAGCCGUAGCUGCUGAUACAGCCACAAGCGCGGCAAACAAUGAGCUGGCCGAGAUAAAGCGUCAAGUCCAGGAUUUACAGGAUAUUGUGGCCAAACAGGAUCGUAAUCUGGAAAGUCGUCUACAGUCGUGCGAGACUGCUUUGGACAACUCCACACUGGUCCUCGUCCCCACGCCGACAGCCAACGGUCUGGUGCUGACGGUCCAGCGUCGUCAUGCUCCGAACGAAUUAGGUUCAUCUUCCAAGAGUCGUUCGUCUGUGCUUGAUGUCGGCAGUCAUGGUCAUGGCAUGGCUAUCCUCCCGCGCCCAGGAGACUCAAACGUAUCUGAGUUUAAUUGCCUCGUCAACACUACUGCCGUAGAUCAGUCUACAGUUGGCCCAGGAUGUGCGGACACUGCUCCAUACGACGAGGGAGCAGUAGGAGACCCAGGCAUGCUUCCGAUGCGUAGUCGGACAACACGCUACAGCUCCAUCGACUCUUCGGUCACCUUAUGCAAUGAUCGCAAUCCUCAGAGGAAGCUCGUUCCACAGUCAGGCGCUACGAAGCCGCAAGUGCCGGCGUUCCCAUCGCUGCGCGAGCAGAGUGAGUAUCGAGAUGAGUGCGCUUGUGAGGAUGUUCAUCAUUCCAUCGAAGCGACGAUUGAUGUACCCCUGCCACUCAUCGGCCACAGGGUAUCUGAUCACACCGUGAGAGCAAGCAAACGCCACCGCUCUGGCAGUCAUAGCUCGUCUGAGAACGACCAGUCAUCCAAAGCACCAAGCGCAUGCUACUUUGACACCAAUCAAGAUGGCGACGGUGACGAGAUCGUUGUCGCGUCAGGCAAUCAGCGAGCCAAGACGGCUGGUGCAAAGCAGACUCUCAAUGCGCUCGACUCGGCUGACGAGCUGCUACCGGUUGUCCACAAACCAUGGGGAAUCGGCGGUCGUGGCAAAGAGAAAGUACCUACUGAAGAAGACGACGUGAAUAUCGCUGAGAAGAUUUUAUACGAUGUAAUCCGCCGUUCAGGUCGCGGACUGAAGCCAAAGCGUCGAUAUGAUGACAAUGUUGGCGUGAAUGAUGAUCAAUCUAUGCAUGCUGAAGACAUCGCAACGGAGCCUAAGAAGAGUAGAAGAUCUGUGAAGUCGAGAAAGCCGAUGAUAUGA